AUGGGGAAGAGAUUCACAGGCAAAGUCGCCAUAGUCACUGCUUCGACGCAGGGAAUCGGCUUCGGCAUAGCCGAGCGCCUCGGCUUGGAAGGCGCCGCCGUCGUUAUCUCCUCGCGCCGGCAAAAUAAUGUUGAUGAAGCAGUGGAAAAGCUCAGGAGCAAAGGAAUUGAAGCUCUGGGAUUAGUGUGUCACGUUUCGAAUGCCCAGCAAAGGAAGGAUAUGAUCGCGAAAACAGUCGCGAAAUACGGUAAAGUUGAUGUAAUCGUAUGCAAUGCUGCUGCCAACCCUGCUGUGAGUGGCAUUCUCGAAACUGAAGAAUCAGUUCUCGACAAACUAUGGGAGAUCAACGUGAAAACCUCUAUUCUUCUACUACAAGUAUCGGCCCCCCAUUUGCACAAAGGCUCGUCGGUCGUGUUUGUUUCGUCUAUAGCUGCUUACCAGCCGCCCCAAGGGCUGGCUAUGUAUGGGGUCACCAAAACAGCCCUUCUUGGCCUCACAAAGGCAACAGCUGAGAUGGCCCCGGACACUCGCGUGAACUGUGUUGCUCCUGGUUUUGUGCCGACCCACUUUGCAUCUUUUCUCACAAAAAAUGAGAGUAUGAGGAAAAGCCUGGAGGAGAAGACACUACUGAACCGGCUCGGGACAACAGGGGACAUGGCUGCAGCAGCUGCUUUUCUUGCUUCGGACGAUGCUUCGUAUAUUACUGGAGAGACUUUGGUGGUUGCUGGUGGAACCCCCUCCAGACUCUAA
Striga hermonthica is the source of this 750-nucleotide messenger RNA. Lineage: Eukaryota; Viridiplantae; Streptophyta; Magnoliopsida; Lamiales; Orobanchaceae. The record is from the annotation of a GenBank genome assembly.